CCCCACUUCCUUUUCUUCCAUCGUCACGGCGGCGCGCGGUGGGUUUGCCGUCCAGAUCUGGUCUCGUGUCACGGAUCAGGCGGCUGUGGCUUGUCCAUGGCCGGAGCCUUGACGGCGAGCUCGAGAUCAGGAUGGCCAUGGCCUGCGGUUGCCCCAGCUGGGCUUCGGAUCUCGUCCAUGGCGAAGGGCGAAGGGCGAUGGGCGAGAUCCCGGCGGCCAUGGGCAGAGCUCAGAUAUCAAGAAGAAAAACAGAGGAAGUAGAGAGGUCAUGUUCGGGAAGACGGAGCAGACCACAAAGACGGCAGACACGACGCCUGAACGGGUUCAACCAUGGACGAGCGCCGACGAUUUCGGCCAUGGACGGCCGGAUCUAAAGAUCUGGAGAAAGACGAGACGGAGGAAAAACAGAGGAAGCCGCCCAUUCUCGCUUGGAGGCAGCGGUGGCCAGCUGGGUGGCGACGCCGGCGGCUCCGUUGGUCGUGGCACGACGGGGGAGGAGCGGAGGUCGGGCGGCUGCGCGGGAGGAGGAAGCGCAGAGAGAGGUGAAGAGAGAGAGAGAGAGAGAGGGGGGGAGGAGAUUUCUCAAUUCGUUACUCAGAUUCCUUGCUGACGUGUAUUUGUGGACAUGUGUCGACACGGGCCGGCGGACAAGUGUGGAGGAUAUGAUUGAAGAAGAAAGAUAUACCGCACAUGAUGGUGAUGUGAUUGUGGUUGACGGCAUUAAAUGUUGUUUUGUCUGGAUAUAGGGGAGCGAGAAAAAGAGGAAAAAGGAAGAUUUUGGAGAGAAAGAACAGACUUCCUUACGGCUUCAUUAAAGGGAAGGGGGAAUGAUCCCGUUUUGAUUCCCGUACCGGCCCUCUAGCUGCCGGUUACUGCUCCCUCUUAUCCAUUCCUUCGGCCAACCUAGGCGUCCUGCUUUCGACCUUGGCAAAGCCGAGACGCGAAGCAGCAGCACGCUCUUCUUGCUUGAAAGCCUUCCGGAACCUUCCACCAAGUUUUUCCUUCCGUCUUGUGUCCACUCCAACAUCGCCCCCCCGGAUCGGAUGCCUGGUUUCGCCCCACCGGCCGAGUCGCGGUUGUCGCCGAUGAUGAUCGUGGUGGCCUCUCGUGUCGUCGGAACCCGAGGGACGAAGCUCUCGCUGCUCUGUUGCGUCGUGCUCGGCGGCGUCCUCGCGUCGUUGUGCUGUGGCUCGUCUCUGCCGACCCCGUCUGAUCAAACCAAUUCGCGUCCCGUGCCGUCGUGCUCCGCUUCGGGGUCUUGGCCCAUGGAGGUUCUGGUCUCUCUCUAUCAGGCUGUUAUCCCUCAGCUGUCAAAUCCUGUUAUAUUUUGUGAUUUCUUGAAGAAAACAGAUGACAUUGUUGGAGUUGUCAACGCCAUGGGUCUCGGCAGUCUCUUCAUCCUCAUGAAGCAAUAUGGCUUAGAUUACCCCUGCUUCUAUGAAAAGGAAGAUGGUGAAUCUGAGGCCAAGGAUGAUAUGGAAGAGCAGAUUUUUGGCAAUAGAAAUGACUCAACUAGCACAGAUUUUCCCAAGAAACCCGGUUUUGAUUUUUUCCAUGAUGCUAGUGGAACGUCCAAGUCAUUCAAACCGGAAGUUGACCUAAAAGCGAAAAGCAUGAAUCUUCUGUCUAUAUUACUGGUUCUGGUCUCACUCCAUCAGGCAUUUAUUCCUCAGCUGUCUAAUCCCAUCAUGUUUAGUGAUUUCUCGACAAGAUCAUACGACAUUGGUGGAGUUGUCAGUGUCAUGGCUCUCAGCAGUCUCUUCAUCCUCAUGAUGCAACAUGGCUCAGAAUACCGCCACAUCUAUGAAAAGGUGCUUGGUUCCUGCUUAAAAGCAACCCUCCUUCCAACAUUCUUGGCUGCUGCUUUUGCCAAGAAACUGAGUGUACUAGCACUAUCUGUGCUUCGACAAGGGGCACUAGUUAUUGUUGCACCUAUCUACAGUGUCUUUCGACAGCAUUCUUCAAUCAACCGUUUGGUGCACAGUCAGGUGUCUAGUAAAAGAAUCGCAACCAGGAGUCUUUUACAAUCCCCCCUCCUCCUCCUCCUCCUCCUCCUCCUCUGGGUCAACCGUGCUGUCGGCGAGAAUGGCACAGCUUCGUACUAUGGUCCUCCCUACGAGCGGACGGAGUGCUACGGCGAGGGCUCAUUGCAGUUCCCUGUGAGCAACCUGUUCAUGGCCGUGGGCGACGGACUAUGGGACCUGGGGGCAGCGUGUGGCAGGGAGUAUGAGUUGCGGUGCAUCGGCGGCGCGCAGUCUGGCCCUGGAGGCUGCAAACCCGGUGCCAACAAUAUCCGGGUCAAGGUCGUCGACUAUGCACUCUCAGUUGAGUCCGCUGCGGCCCCCAGGCAGUCCGUAACCGGCACUGAUUUUGUGUUGUCUCGGCCCGCAUUUGAAGCCAUUGCUAAUCCGUCCGUGGAUUCGAUCAAAGUGGAGUUUAAACGGUUAUAGUAGUCGAUGGUGGCGGGCCUGGCAGCUGAGGGGAAAGAGAGGGUGCCUUGGUUUUGAGGGGUGGGGAGGUGUGGUCAGGCCUUAUUCCUACUACUGUGGACCAGCUAUCAUUUUUAAGAAAGUUGUACCUCUAUACUAACAAAUUGUGAGAGAACAUUCCAGAAAGUUUCGGCGAAUAUCCUAUUUAGAGGUGAUGAAUAUUCAUAAUCAAUUGGAUGGAGUUGUUAAUGAA
Molecule: messenger RNA, 2682 nt
Organism: Eucalyptus grandis
Lineage: Eukaryota; Viridiplantae; Streptophyta; Magnoliopsida; Myrtales; Myrtaceae
Exons: 9
Coding region: 1044-2450 (468 amino acids)
Biological process (GO): ribosome biogenesis
Cellular component (GO): Noc4p-Nop14p complex; nucleolus; small-subunit processome
Source: RefSeq, a predicted model, not a curated record